Messenger RNA from Brettanomyces bruxellensis, 963 nucleotides. It is a transcript of the gene URE2, whose product is annotated as glutathione S- transferase, nitrogen catabolite repression regulator. The record is from RefSeq and is a predicted model, not a curated record. Lineage: Eukaryota; Fungi; Ascomycota; Pichiomycetes; Pichiales; Pichiaceae. The transcript has a single exon. The coding region runs from base 1 to 963 and encodes 320 amino acids. Gene Ontology annotation, molecular function: transcription corepressor activity. Gene Ontology annotation, biological process: regulation of nitrogen utilization.
AUGUGCAGGGUUCCUAGUGGGCCGUCAGGCCCAGCAAACUCGGCAGGUUCCGGCAAUGGUAGUUUCCAGAGGCCUAGGCAGCCUGAAAGACCCAGGCAGCUGUUUUCUGGGCGGUCCGGCUCUUCAGGGGUGGCGCAAGAGGGAUCGGGACACGUGGAAAGCACAAACGGUGUACGGAGGCUGCGUGAAUUUUUCAGUGGGGACCGGAUUCCGGAAGGUUUUACCCUAAUCAGCCACCGGUCGGCCCCAAAUGGGUUCAAAGUGGCAAUCGUGCUAUCCGAGUUGGGCUACAAGUACGACACAAUCCUCUUGGAUUUUGCCAACGGUGACCAGAAGUCGCCGGAGUUCCUCUCGAUCAAUCCAAAUGGUCGGGUGCCGGCAUUAAUCGACCACACGAACCCGGAGCAGUCGGUCACGCUUUGGGAGUCCGGGUCAAUCAUUCUGUAUCUUGUGGAGAAGAAAACGCGCGAGGAGGGCAUUUGCCCAUCAAUAUGGACGGAAAACCUGGUGGAGCAAUCACAAAUCAUGUCGUGGCUCUUUUUCCAGACAUCGGGCCACUCUCCUAUGAUUGGCCAGGCACUCCACUUCAAGUAUUUCCACUCGAUGAGUGUGCCGUCGGCAAUCCAGCGGUAUACAGAUGAGGUGCGCCGUGUGUACGGCGUGCUUGAGGUGGCGCUUUCGGAAAAACGCGAGGCGCUAAUCAUGGAGUUGGACCGCGAAAACGCGGCGUCCUACUCCGCAGGCCUCACUCCCAUGUCCCAAAGUAGAUACUUCGACACGCCUGUUUGGCUGGUUGGCGAACGUGCAACCAUUGCCGAUUUGUGCUUUGUGACGUGGAAUUAUGUAGUUGACCGCAUCGGGAUCGACCUCAAGGCGGAGUUCCCCGAGGUUUACAAAUGGACGAAACACGUGAUGCAGCGGCCUGCUGUAAUGCGGGCUUUGAAGUGGAGCGGGGAUCAGUGA